GAACUAGCCUUCCCUGGUCCAUCCCUGCCUCUUGUUUGGUAAUCAUUUCAUUUUACUCCUUUUUGAAGCGGUCGCUUGUUUUACCCCACUUUUCAUUUCUCAAUCCCGUGCGCGUAUGUUCGCUCUCUUCUUCUGAACCAGUUCAGUCACUCCCUUUUUCCCUGAACCGAAAAGGUGUCCAAGAUCCUGGCUGAUCAGCCUCCUCUGAGAUGCUUUACGGUUCUAACGCUCGCCUUUCACUCCCCCUCUUUUAACUUGAGACCAUUUAAUCUUGAGAGCACUGAACUUGGUUUUGGAUCUAACUUAAGGGGAAAACUCAAAGGGAUACAGAGCCCGUCUUUGGAUAAGAACCUCUUUCGCUUCCCUUGCUGUGUUUUGGAAGGAGAUUUUCCCCCCGUUUCAGCUGGUUUUGCUCGUUAAUCCAGGUGCCCUUGUUUUGUGCGCGAAGGAGGAUUAUUUUAGAUUGAACUGGUGUUAAGGAAAAGACACAAAAGGCUAUUUUCAUGUUCUCCAUUCAAGACAGUCUCCCGCGGGGAGCUUUGACCAUGAAAGAAGAGCCGCUCACCAGUGGCAUGACACCGGUCCGUUCGUGGAUGCAGAGCGCGGGGAUUCUGGAUGCGAACACCGCAGCGCAAAGUGGAGUGGGGCUGGCCCGGGCCCACUACGAGAAGCAGCCGCCUUCCAACCUUCGCAAGUCCAACUUCUUCCACUUCGUGCUGGCGCUGUACGACCGGCAGGGCCAGCCCGUGGAGAUCGAGAGGACCUCCUACGUGGACUUUGUGGAGAAGGACAAAGAGUACAAUGGGGAGAAGACCAACAACGGCAUCCACUACCGGCUACAGUUGCUCUACAGCAAUGGAAUCAGGACGGAGCAGGACCUGUACGUACGGCUGAUCGACUCUAUGACCAAACAGGCAAUCAUAUACGAGGGGCAGGACAAAAACCCCGAGAUGUGCCGUGUGCUCCUCACCCAUGAGAUCAUGUGCAGUCGCUGUUGUGACAAGAAAAGCUGUGGGAACCGGAACGAGACCCCAUCUGACCCGGUCAUCAUCGACAGAUUCUUCCUGAAGUUCUUCCUCAAGUGCAAUCAGAAUUGUUUGAAAAAUGCUGGGAACCCAAGAGACAUGCGGAGGUUUCAGGUGGUGGUGUCCACAACGCUCAAUGUGGACGGCCACGUUCUCGCGGUCUCCGACAACAUGUUUGUCCACAACAACUCCAAACACGGCAGGAGGGCCAGGCGUCUGGACCCCUCUGAAGCAGCCACGCCCUGCAUCAAAGCCAUCAGUCCGAGCGAGGGCUGGACGACCGGGGGCGCCACCGUCAUCAUCAUCGGGGACAACUUCUUUGACGGGCUGCAAGUGGUCUUCGGCACCAUGCUGGUGUGGAGCGAGCUCAUCACCCCCCACGCCAUUCGGGUCCAGACUCCGCCGCGACACAUCCCGGGUGUGGUGGAGGUGACGCUCUCCUACAAGUCCAAGCAGUUCUGCAAAGGCGCACCGGGGCGCUUCAUCUACACAGCCUUGAAUGAGCCUACCAUUGACUAUGGCUUCCAGAGACUACAGAAAGUCAUCCCUAGACAUCCGGGGGAUCCUGAAAGGUUACCCAAGGAGGUGCUUCUGAAGCGGGCGGCAGAUUUAGUGGAAGCCCUGUACGGAAUGCCCCACAACAACCAGGAGAUCAUCUUGAAGCGGGCGGCCGAUCUGACGGAGGCCCUCUACAGCGCCCCCCGCAGUCACAACCAGCUCCCCUCCCUCACAGGCUCCGCCCACUCGGCCAUGAUGGGGGUCAACUCCUUUGGCAGCCAGCUGGCUGUGAACAUCUCUGAGGCUUCGCAGGGUGCAGACCAGGGCUAUUCCCGCAACUCCAACAGUGUGUCACCCCGCGGCUACGUCCCCAGCUCCACGCCCCAGCAGUCCAACUACAACACCAUCACCUCCACCAUGAACGGCUACGGGGCUGCCGGAAUGACCAACCUGGGGGUGCCUGGGUCCCCCAGCUUCCUUAACGGGUCAGCUGCCAACUCCCCCUACGCAAUCAAACAGAAGAGCGCCUUCGCCCCCGUUGUGCGGCCACAGACCUCCCCACCCCCUACCUGCACCAGCACCAAUGGGAGCAGCCUCCAGGCCAUGGCUGGUCUCAUAGUUCCCCCAAUGUGAGUGAUGACUCUCCCCACGUUCUCCCAGAAGAUGGGCAUCAGCUCCAGUGGCCCUCAAGCCCUCAGACAGUAACUUCAAAGGUCCCUCAUUCUGUGGAAGAACGUCGUUCCCCCGGAAUGUAAAAGAGUGAAACCCCAUACGUAUACACACUCAUGUGCUGUACACACACAUCCAUGUCGGUGUUGUUUGCAUUCUUCCCCCAUAUAUUGCUGUUGGAUCUGGUGCAAGUCAAACUUGAUGUCCUGUGUCGCUAGGCCACACCACCCCAUAAAAGAAGCAGAGACAUUUGCGUAUAAUUAUCUUGGAUGGAAUUCUGGGAAAUUUACUGAAUUUAGUGAAAUCAGUG
Messenger RNA from Megalops cyprinoides (Indo-Pacific tarpon), 2502 nucleotides. RefSeq names its product transcription factor COE3-like. NCBI's taxonomy places the organism in Eukaryota, Metazoa, Chordata, Actinopteri, Elopiformes, Megalopidae. Gene Ontology annotation, biological process: regulation of transcription by RNA polymerase II. Gene Ontology annotation, molecular function: DNA-binding transcription factor activity, RNA polymerase II-specific; RNA polymerase II cis-regulatory region sequence-specific DNA binding. The transcript is spliced from 16 exons. The record is from RefSeq and is a predicted model, not a curated record. The coding region runs from base 504 to 2156 and encodes 550 amino acids.